Penicillium argentinense is the source of this 1284-nucleotide messenger RNA. Its product is annotated as thermophilic desulfurizing enzyme family protein. Gene Ontology annotation, molecular function: 3-methylbutanoyl-CoA dehydrogenase activity; flavin adenine dinucleotide binding. The record is from RefSeq and is a predicted model, not a curated record. NCBI's taxonomy places the organism in Eukaryota, Fungi, Ascomycota, Eurotiomycetes, Eurotiales, Aspergillaceae. The transcript has 3 exons. The coding region runs from base 1 to 1284 and encodes 427 amino acids. Gene Ontology annotation, biological process: L-leucine catabolic process.
AUGUCGCAAGACAUUGUACCCGCCACAGACCCCGCUGUCUAUUCCCAAUACCAGGCCAAAUGGUCUGCGCUCCCCGACACCGCUGAGACAUGGCUGGCCCGGGCCCGCGAAGUAGCAGAAGUUCUCGCCCAAGAUGCCCCUCAAAGAGACCACGAGAACAAAUCACCCCGUGCGGAGAUUGCUCUUCUCAAACACUCGGGACUGCUGAAGCUGUUGGGUCCGAAGAAGUACGGAGGUGGAGAGCAGCUGUGGAGUGUUGGGUAUAAGGCGAUUCGGGAAGUUGCCAAAGCAGAUGGAUCCAUUGGCAUGCUGCUAGGCUACCAUCUACUAUGGUCCACUACCGCCAACGUCGUCGGUACGCCCGAGCAAAUCGAGCGCACGCAUGAAUUGAUCAUCUCGAACAACUACUUCGUUGGUGGCGCGGUGAACCCCCGGGAUAGCGAUCUCAAGAUCACCUCCGAUGGAGAUCACAUUGUCUUCAAUGGAGCGAAGCAUUUCAAUACCGGCGGUGUCGUGUCCGAUCUCACUGUGCUGGAAGGUGUUCUGGAAGGCACCGAGGGCCAUAUCUUUGCGCUGGUUGAAACGCGACAGCCCGGUAUCCAAUUUGCGCAUAAUUGGCACAAUAUUGGCCUCCGACUGACCGAGUCUGGAGGUGUGAAGAUCGAGAAUGUUCGUGUGCCCUGGAAAGAUGCCCUUGGCUGGGACGACGCAUCGAAGAAGCCGCGGGAGGAUACCCUGCUGAUUCCCUUUGCGACUUUACUCCUUCCGACUAUCCAGCUAGUCUUCAGCAACUUCUACCUCGGAAUCGCCAUCGGCUCCCUCGACUUUGCCGCAAAGUACACCACCGCUACCACCCGCCCUUGGCCCUUCGGCGGCGACAACAAGGAAUCGGCCACCGACGAGUUCUACAUCUUGGAGAGAUAUGGCAAUUUCUUCGCCCACCUCCGAGCCACAGAGGCUCUUGCCGAUAGGGCCGGCGACCAGAUUUCCGCGCUGUACGGCCAGUACUCGGGAAACCGGGCUGCGCUGACGGCCGACGAACGGGGGGAGGUUGCUGAGUGGGUGGCGAGCGUUAAGGUCGUCACCACCGACGUUGGGCUGCGGGUGACCUCGGGGGUGUUCGAGGUGACGGGCGCGAGGGCCACCGCAUCAAAGGUUGGCCUGGAUCGAUUCUGGAGAGACAUCCGCACGCACUCGCUGCAUGACCCGGUGGCGUAUAAAAACCGGGAGUUGGGACGGUUUGCGCUGUUGCGCGAGUACCCCACGCCCUCGUGGUAUACCUAG